Molecule: messenger RNA, 2082 nt
Organism: Salvelinus namaycush (lake trout)
Lineage: Eukaryota; Metazoa; Chordata; Actinopteri; Salmoniformes; Salmonidae
Product: spermatid perinuclear RNA-binding protein-like
Exons: 17
Coding region: 1-2082 (693 amino acids)
Cellular component (GO): precatalytic spliceosome
Molecular function (GO): single-stranded RNA binding; double-stranded RNA binding
Source: RefSeq, a predicted model, not a curated record
AUGCCGCAGCACCUGUUGCUAGGAGGUGUUACUAGGUCCAUCCGAUUGUUUGCCAAUGACGACCGCCACGUCAUGGCAAAGCACGCCAACAUCUACCCUUCGCCAGAGGAGCUGGAAGCUGUCCAGAAGCUGGUGUCCACCGUGGAAUGUGCUCUCAAGCAGGUAUCAGACUGGAUGGACAACCUCAACGCCUCCCUAAGCAAGGUCCCGACCCCCACCACCAGCGACGCCAAGGAUGUUGAAGACUCUACCGGCAGCCGCAGGACCACAAAGCCCCAGAAUGCGUCGAUCCUGUGUGGGGUGAUGCGUGUUGGUCUUGUGGCUAAAGGCCUCCUGGUUAAAGGAGACAUGGACUUGGAGCUGGUCCUGAUGUGCAGAGACAAACCCACCAAGCUACUGUUGUACACUGUCAGCGCCAACCUGCCAGUGCAACUACAGACGCUGACAGAGGACAAGUAUGAGGUGCAGUCGAGUGUGUCGGAGUCAGCCAUCCAGGUGGUCAACACCAACAACCCCAAAUUCACCCUGAAGAUUACCCUGUCCUCUCUGGCCAUGAGAGAAAAACACACUGCCACAGAACAAGAGGAAGGCGUGGAGGAGCUUGAGGUGCUGGACGGGCGGCGGUGCCAGGCUGCACUGGCAACACUCAGACACACCAAAUGGUUCCAGGCCAGAGUGACAGAUCUGAAGUCGUGUGUCAUCGUCAUGCGUAUUCUCAGAGACAUGUGCAACAGACUAAUUGUGUGGGAGCCUCUCAAAGGAUGGCCCAUGGAGCUGAUCUGUGAGAAGGCCAUUGCCACCUGUAACCGGCCCCUGGGGCCCGGAGAGGCCCUGCGCAGGGUCAUGGAGUGCAUCGCCUCAGGGAUCCUCCUCCCAGAUGGGCCGGGAGUUCACGACCCCUGUGAGAGAGAGCCAACAGACACCUUGUCAGUGAUCACUGGCCAACAGGCUGAGGCUAUCACUCACAACGCACAGCAUGCCCUACGUCUCCUGGCCUUCGGACAGCUUUAUAAGGUUCUGAAUAUGAAUCCUCUCCCUCCAACCAAACCAUCACACACACUCUCAGGGUCAGACAAAAAAGGAACCUGCCGGAAAAGGCAGCAUGAAGAUGAACACACUAACGACAGACAACUCUUCAAGAAGAUGAAACGCAACCUGAUGAGAGUUCUGGACAGUGAGAUGAUGGACCCCAACCACCCCAUGAACGCCCUGAUGAGACUGAACCAGGUCCACCCGGGGCUGCAGUAUAAGCUGUUGUCCCAGUCUGGCCCGGUCCACACUCCAGUUUUUACCAUGUCUGUGGACGUACAGGGCACUGUCCAUGAGGCCUCUGGCUCUUCUAAGAAGACUGCCAAACUCAAAGUAGCACUUAAGGUCCUACAGGCUCUUGGUUACCCAGCUGGCUUCGAAGUGGACCUGGACUCCCUGAGCGCUGAUGAGAGAUCUGACGGCGAGGGACGCAACCACAGAAGUGAGAGAAACGACAGAAUGUCCACCAGCUCCAGAAGCAACUCUGUCACCUCCACAGACACAUGCGAGUCCCGCUUCCCAGGCCCUCUCCUCACGGCAGGUGGCAAGAACCCAGUGAUGGAGCUGAACGAGAAACGCAGAGGCCUGAAGUAUGAACUCCUAUCAGAGACUGGCGGCAGCUACGACAAACGCUUCAUCAUAGAGGUGGAAGUUGAUAAACAGAAGUUCAGAGGCUCUGGGCCCAAUAAGAAAGCAGCGAAGGCUAGUGCUGCUCUCUCUGCUCUGAAGAGACUCUUCUCUGACUCAAAAGACCCCCGCAACAAGAAGAGGGUGCCCAGGACACUGGUGAAGAGAACUGUGUCGUCAACCGUGUCUAUCCCAGUCCAUGCCCACAGCAGGCCUAGAACCAGGCCAGUGAUGCACAGAGCACCUUACAUCAGCGCUCCUCCUACCCAUGGGUACCUCCCACCAGGCUAUGGAGCUCCAUAUGGCUAUGGUCCUGCCGCUGCCUUCCCUGCCUAUGGUGAAUUGUACAUUGACGGUGCCUUUUACCAGCCACAGACAAUUGCCACUCCUAUUAUAAUUCACCUGGGUCCUCAGGAUUUCUUUUGA